Messenger RNA from Drosophila mojavensis, 1574 nucleotides. RefSeq names its product cuticle protein 8. Lineage: Eukaryota; Metazoa; Arthropoda; Insecta; Diptera; Drosophilidae. The coding region runs from base 79 to 486 and encodes 135 amino acids. The record is from RefSeq and is a predicted model, not a curated record. Gene Ontology annotation, cellular component: extracellular matrix. The transcript is spliced from 3 exons.
AGUUUGAUAUUUUGCUACGAAUCCUUCGUCCUUACUUGUUCGCGUCGCGUGUCGUUGUCUGUGCUCAAUAGAAACAACAUGAAGUACUUUGCUGCCAUCGCUCUGCUGUUCGCCGCCGUCCAGGCUGUGCCCAUUGAGCUGGGUCACUAUGGUCCGUCGCUGGUGCAGGUGCAUCAUGCGCCCGUGCUGGCCCAUGCGGUGCAUGCCGAGCCCGUGGCCUAUCCCAAAUACUCCUUCAACUAUGGCAUCAAGGAUCCCCAUACUGGCGACAUCAAGUCUCAGGCUGAGGAGCGUGAUGGUGAUGUUGUGAAGGGUCAAUACUCGCUGGUCGAGCCCGAUGGCUCUGUGCGCACCGUGGACUACACCGCCGAUGACCACAACGGUUUCAAUGCCGUCGUCCACAAGACCGCGCCCAAGAUCAUCGCACAUGCGCCCAUUGUGCACGCCCCCGUGCUGUCGCAUGGCCCUCUGCUGCACCAUUACUAAAUUCCGUGGAGUCGUCGAGUCAUAAAGGUGCUCCCACACACACUCAACCACACAGCCACAACUCACCCACACAGCAACAAUAAGAAUCAAUAUAGGAACAACAGGCAGAUAAAACAGAUCCAUUGAAACAAGAAUGAACAGAAAAGAAAAGAAAAGAAACAGCAGAUAUAAGAAAAAACCACGUUGUAUGUAAGUAAAAUGUAGCUAAGAAGUUUUUAGUAGAAACGGGCGCCUUAGUGGGUGCCCGGCACCCGGCUGAUCUGGCAUGGCAUGGACGAAGGAAAUACGAACAAGAAUAAAAAAGGAAACAAAAAACAAAAACAAAAAGCGAAAAAACAUAAACAAAAGCAUAUUGACUUGAUCUUGCAUGACAAUGAUGAUGAUGAUGAUAAUGAGAAUGAUGUUGGCGAACGAUAAUGUUGAUAAUGUUUGAUAGAAAGCGUUAACUGAAGCAGCAACGGCAGCAGCAGAGAUCACAGUACACAAAGUUUUUCCACAUGGAUAUAUAUAUAAAUACAUAUAUAUAUAUAUUUACUUGCAUAAUUUGUAUAUUAAUCAAUGUUUCAUAUUAUGUUUAAACAUUUAACAGCACCGAGGCCAGCGAAGCUAACCAAACACAAGUGCAAAGCGAAAGCAUCGUCCGAUCCGAACUUUUAGAACUCCCCCAUGGUUUCUCUAUCACGAAACUAGUUUACUCAAUUUUCAUUUUCAAUGCUCUACACUUUUGUAAUAUAUUUAUGCAACUCUUUCUCUUUUUCUCUCUCUAUAACUCUCUCUCUCUCUCUCUCGCUCUACAUCCUUUCGAUGCCUGAUCCUGUGCCCAAGCGAAGAACUGUUAUGCCCAACACCCAGCUUCGCAUUGUUUGCUUAAUAUUUAAGCAAAUGGAAGCAUUUUGUGCCAUUUCAAUUGGCGCACAGUUUGGCAAGCACUGUGUAGUUGGCCCCCGUGCAUAUUUUUGUUUCAUUCCAUUUCAGUUAGAUCCGAUUCUAUUAUCAAAAUCUCUGAGCCACAUUCACUCACUGUCUCUCACUCACUGUCUCAACUGUCUCAUAAUCUCUUAAUCUAUCUCGCUCUCGCUCUCUCUCAC